This is a messenger RNA of Balaenoptera ricei (Rice's whale), 2295 nucleotides long. RefSeq names its product UBX domain protein 2A (gene UBXN2A). Gene Ontology annotation, molecular function: ubiquitin binding. Bases 241 to 1017 code for a protein of 258 amino acids. The record is from RefSeq and is a predicted model, not a curated record. NCBI's taxonomy places the organism in Eukaryota, Metazoa, Chordata, Mammalia, Artiodactyla, Balaenopteridae. Gene Ontology annotation, biological process: autophagosome assembly; proteasome-mediated ubiquitin-dependent protein catabolic process; nuclear membrane reassembly. The transcript is spliced from 7 exons. Gene Ontology annotation, cellular component: nucleus; cytosol.
UCGGGUCUGCGCAGAGCCGUCCUCGGCGCGUCCUCGGCGCCGGGCGGCAGUGACCGAGGGGGUGCGCAGGGUCGCAGCCGCGCGGCAGUCGAGCUUGAGAGGGUCUGGGGACAGCAGUGCUCCCAGUCUGAGGGGCGGCGGCGGCGCCCGCGGCCCCUGAGCGAAUUGAGGACGAGGCCGCUAGGCGACGGCGUGGCGGGGCCCCCUCCAGCGGCCGCGUCCGGAGUUAGGCAAAAGAGAAUGAAAGAAGUAGAUAAUCUUGAAAGUAUAAAGGAAGAAUGGGUUUGUGAAACAGGAUCUGACCACCAACCUCUUAGUGAUAAUCAGCAAACAAAUUGUGAAUAUUUUGUUGACAGCCUUUUUGAGGAAGCUCAGAAGGUUGGUGCCAAAUGUGUGUCUCCCACUGAACAAAAGAAACAGGCAGAUAUAAGUAUAAAAUUAUGGAAAAAUGGAUUCACAGUCAAUGAUGAUUUCAGAAGUUAUUCUGAUGGUGCAAGUCAGCAGUUUCUGAACUCCAUCAAAAAAGGGGAAUUACCUUUAGAAUUACAGGGAGUUUUUGAUAAAGAGGAGGUCGAUGUUAAAGUUGAAGAUAAGAAAAAUGAAGUAUGUAUGUCAACGAAGCCUGUGUUCCAGCCCUUCUCAGGACAGGGUCACAGACUGGGAAGUGCUACACCAAAAAUUGUUUCUAAAGCGAAGACUAUUGAAGUUGAGAAUAAAAAUAAGUUGUCUACUGUCCCACUAAACAGUCUGGAACCCAUCACUAAUAUACAGAUCUGGUUAGCCAAUGGGAAAAGGAUUGUCCAGAAAUUUAACAUUUCUCAUAGGGUAAGCCACAUCAAAGACUUCAUCGAAAAAUACCAAGGAUCUCAAAGAAGUCCUCCCUUUUCCCUGGCAACAGCUCUGCCUUUCCUCACAUUGCUAGAUGAAACACUCACACUGGAAGAAGCCAAUUUACAGAAUGCUGUAAUCAUUCAGAGACUCAAAAAAACCGCUGAACCUUUUAAAGAACUUUCAUAACAUUGAUUUUUGAUACACUAAGUGGAAAGUUUCCAGAAAAAUGAUGGUCAUAAGUGGACAUGUACACCAAAAUGGGGAGGAAGUCAGAUUUGCUGGGCUUUGCACUAUUUAACUCCCUCCUGAUGAGAAGAUUUUAAAAUAAGUACAAGUAAGGAAAGUAAACUAUGACUGGAAACUAUAUUCAAUGAACUUUUCCCAGAAGGCUACUUAGAAAGAAAAAUAGACUUAUUUUCAAAUACCAGUUAUUUAACGUAAGAUAUAUUAAAUAACUAUAUCAUUUAAAAUCUUAAUACAGUAUAAAUUAGCGAAUAUGUUCAUAGCAUCUUUCAUUCAAACAUCAUUCCCAAACAGCAGUGGUUUGUUUAAAUGUUAGCUGUCUCAGAUUUUUUUAAAUAGCAAUACAUUAAAAAAUUAUACAUGGCAGGUUAAAAACAUCAAUGCAAUUUUUUUAUAUCUAUCUGAAAUACAAUCAAAAGGCUGGAAGGAACUGCUUUCACCACAGCUAUGCCUAAACCUCAGAAGUGUUCCCAAUUUGCAUUGUCCAAUGGCAAGAUACACUCAAAUAUUAACUUGGCAACAGUAUCUGGGAUGUAUUUUCAUUUAAGAAUAAAAUUGUGUAGCUUAGUAUAAUGUCAGUAUCAAUCUGCUGACAUACAUUUCAACAUUUUCAAAACGUAUAAAUUUAAAAGAAUUCUUUUUUCUCUAGGAACCGCAGUUUAUUCCUUACUUUAUUUUCUUUCAAAAAUUAGGGGUUCUUAGUUAACAUUUGGAGUGGGCCAUUUGUUUGCCACCACUCACGUAGAAUCUAAUGCUAGUGUUGUCACGUUACUAAUUGACAUUUUUUAAAUGCGUCGUGUAAAGUAUGGUUUUCUAUUUCAUACAUCACACAGCCCAUUUAUAUAUCAAAGGAUUAUUUAUUACAUUCUGAUGUCACUAAGGAAAACAUGCUAGAUUUUUAACUAAAACUGGUUACACUUCAGUAUUUCCCUGUCAGGUUAAAUCCCCUUGCCUGACAAUAAGUUUAAGAAGCUUUUUGCAGACGAUCUACUGAAUCAUAUUUAAAGUGAAAUAUACAUUGAAUGUGCCAAGGAACUAAGUGGCCAUGCCUAACAGCAGUAAUGUUCAUAGGGUGCUGGAUGUCUGCUGGAAAGAGCAGUUCUCAAACUUUUUGGUCUCAAGACCUUUUGUUUUUGUGGGUUAUAAAUACUAAUAUCAUAUUUAAAAUAAAAAGUUAUAAAAUAUUCAUUAAAAAUAAUAAACGUGUUAAUAUAAAGAACA